ACCUGCAGAAGUGCUCCUCAAGAGAGCGGCCGACCUGGUGGAGGCGUUGUAUGAAUGCCGCACAAUAACCAGGAUAUCAUCCUGAAGCGGGCAGCCGACAUCGCUGAGGCCCUGUACAGCGUCCCGCGCAACCCCAACCAGCUGACCUCCCUGGCCGGGAACCACGCCCACUCGGGCAUGAUGGGCGUCAACUCCUUCGGGAGCCAGCUGGCCGUCAACAUCAGCGACUCACAGAGCUCUGAGCAAGGUUACUCCCGCAACACGAGCAGCGUCUCGCCCCGGGGUUACGUGCCCAGCUCCACCCCGCAGCAGAGCGGCUACAACACCAUCACGUCCAGCAUGAACGGCUACGCGGGGGCCGCCAUGACCAGCCUCGGGGUGCCCGGCUCGCCCAGCUUCCUCAACGGCUCCACUGCCAACUCCCCCUAUGCCAUCAUGCCCUCCAGCCCGCCCCUGGGUGCCUCCUCCAUCGCCAGCUCCUCCACGCCGGCAGGCGUCUUCUCCUUCUCCCCAGUCAACAUGAUCUCCGCCGUCAAGCAGAAAAGCGCCUUCGCUCCCGUGGUCCGGCCACAAGCCUCCCCUCCCCCGACCUGCACCAGCGCCAACGGAAACAGCCUCCAAGACCAAACCUUUGAGGACUCAGACAAGUUUCACACACCGUCUCGGUCGCUCCAGGGACUGGCAUAUUCCUAACCACACCUUGACGGGUCUCAUCGUGCCGCCCAUGUGAACAGGGAACACCUACUGAACCUUCAGGAAGAACAAACCAACGGACUGGCCUUUCCCCCUGGCCCUUGGACUGGAAGCGCGUGGGCAUUGCUUAUGAGAUUCAGGAUCCUUUCCCAGCUCUUUCCCGCUUGGCUGCAUUACUGACGAGAGGCUCCCCCUUCUGGUGGGAGGUUGAAAUGCAGC
Messenger RNA from Heteronotia binoei (common prickly gecko), 912 nucleotides. Its product is annotated as transcription factor COE3-like. Bases 55 to 693 code for a protein of 212 amino acids. The record is from RefSeq and is a predicted model, not a curated record. The transcript has 6 exons. Gene Ontology annotation, molecular function: RNA polymerase II cis-regulatory region sequence-specific DNA binding; DNA-binding transcription factor activity, RNA polymerase II-specific. NCBI's taxonomy places the organism in Eukaryota, Metazoa, Chordata, Lepidosauria, Squamata, Gekkonidae. Gene Ontology annotation, biological process: regulation of transcription by RNA polymerase II.